Messenger RNA from Erythranthe guttata (spotted monkey flower), 1372 nucleotides. RefSeq names its product aspartic proteinase CDR1. The record is from RefSeq and is a predicted model, not a curated record. Gene Ontology annotation, cellular component: extracellular region. Gene Ontology annotation, molecular function: aspartic-type endopeptidase activity. Gene Ontology annotation, biological process: proteolysis. NCBI's taxonomy places the organism in Eukaryota, Viridiplantae, Streptophyta, Magnoliopsida, Lamiales, Phrymaceae.
UUAGAAAAAUCGUCUCUAAAAAUCACCACAGGUUUCAAAUCAUGGCCGAAACAACCAUGAUUUUCAAAUCAAUUCUCAUAGCCUUAAUUUCCUUAACACAAUGUGAAGCUUUCACCGUCGACCUAAUCCACCGAGACUCGCCUCACUCUCCGUACUACGAUCCUUCCCAAUCUCGUUAUCAACGCCUCACGAGCGCGGUCCAAAGAUCGUUCCAUCGUGUCCAUCGAUUCAAGACCUCGUCAAAAUCACCACGGUCGGAUGUCAUCAACUCGGACGGAGAGUACCUAAUGAAAUACUCGAUCGGCACACCGCCAAUCGCGUCACUCGCAAUCGCUGACACGGGCAGCGACAUCAUAUGGACGCAGUGCCAGCCGUGCAUCCAAUGCUUCAACCAAACCCUACCGAUAUUCAAACCUAAAAGUUCGUCCACGUACAAAACCAUCCCAUGCAGUGACCGGAAGUGCAAAUCGUUGUACGAAACUUCUUGCAGUAGGACUGGGAAAAACUGUCUCUACUCCGAGACGUACGGCGACGGGUCAUUCACAAACGGCCUUCUUGCGACGGAAACCAUCACGCUAGACUCGAGCGACGGAAAAAGGGUUUCGUUCCCGAAUUUAAUAUUCGGAUGUGGAUUUAAAAACGGCGGGAUAUUCGACGGGGGCGAAUCGGGAAUCGUCGGGCUCGGAGGCGGAACGGCUUCUCUCGUUAGGCAAUUAGGUCAAGGGAUGUUCUCUUACUGCUUGAUCCCGUUAUCGGACAAUAAAUCGAGCUCGAGUAAAUUGAAUUUCGGCGACAGCGCUAGGGUUUCGGGUGAGGGGGUGGUGACCACCCCCUUGGUCAAGAAAGAACCGGACACUUACUACUAUUUGACUUUGGAAGGAAUCAGUAUCGGGAGUGAACGGCUCGGAUUCUCUGAUAAAGAAUCCGGUUCCGAGGUCAACGGUAUAGAUGGAAACGUGAUCAUUGACUCGGGUACGACGUUGACUUUGCUUCCGGCUGAUUUGUACGGAAAGUACGAGAAGGCGAUUAGGGGUAUUGUUAAGCUGAAGGAGUUUAAGGAUCCAAGGGGGGAUUUCAGUUUGUGCUAUUUGACGAGAGAGGAUAUAAGGAAUAUUCCUGAUGUGACAGUUCAUUUCAAAGGGGCGGAUUUGAGGUGGAGGUACGAGAAUGUUUUUGUCCGGAUAAGUGACGUGGCGGUUUGCUUGGCGGCGGCGGCGUCGACGGAGAUUGGUAUUUUUGGGAAUUUAGGGCAGGUUAAUUUUUUGGUGGGGUAUGAUUUGGUUAAGAGAACGGUGUCGUUUGAGGCUGCUGAUUGUGCCAAAUUCUGAUUAUUAUAUUUAUUUAUUUAUUAGGGCUUAUAUCAACUACAGUA